Messenger RNA from Capsaspora owczarzaki ATCC 30864, 1589 nucleotides. RefSeq lists its product as hypothetical. The transcript has 10 exons. The coding region runs from base 29 to 1501 and encodes 490 amino acids. The record is from RefSeq and is a predicted model, not a curated record. NCBI's taxonomy places the organism in Eukaryota, Filasterea, Ministeriida, Capsasporidae. Gene Ontology annotation, molecular function: protein binding; GTP binding.
CUGUGUUUGAUUUCAAAGCGCUUCCAAAAUGCUGUCCUAUCAGAAUAUGACAGAGAGACAGCGCGAGUUGUCUGAUCUAGUCAGGAAUGGGAGUAGACAGCUCGAUCUGGCUGAGAGGCAGAUUGGCGAUGAAGAAGCGAAGGCGAUCGCUGAAGCACUCAAAGUGAACAAAGCGGUGAAGCGGCUCCUUCUGUGGGAGAAUCGGAUUGGCGAUGCUGGAGCGCAGGCGAUUGCUGAGGCACUCAAAGUGAACACGACGAUGACUCACCUCUAUCUGCAACGGAAUCAGAUUGGCAAUGCUGGAGCGCAGGCAAUUGCUGAGGCGCUCAAAGUGAACACGACCCUGUCUGAGUUCGAUCUGUGGGGGAAUCAGAUUGGCGAUGUUGGAGCACAAGCGAUUGCUGAAGCACUCAAAGUGAACACGAAGCUGAUCGAGCUCAGUCUGAGUCAGAAUCAGAUUGGCGAUGCUGGAGCGCAGACCAUUGCCGAGGCACUCAAGGUGAACAAGACGCUGACUACGCUCUCUCUGCACAAAAAUCAGAUUGGCGAUGAGGGAGCGCGCGCGAUUGCUGAAGCACUUCAAGACAACAAAAUUCUGAGCUCCCUCUAUUUGAACGAGAAUCAGAUCGGGUAUUACGUGGAAAUAGCUUUGCGUCGGAGUGCUCCAUCGUGCGAAAUAACCAUGCGCGACCAACGCAGACACGAUUCUGUUCGCUGCCGAGAAGUUCGUGUGGUGUUACUUGGCGAUCCCGCUGUUGGGAAGUCAUCACUUGUUCACGGCAUUGCUCAGCAUGAGCGCAAUGCAGUGGUCAGGUUUUUCGCGGGCAGCAACACGAUCAAGACUACCUCUACCGAUGGAAUUGACAUUUCCUCUGUCAUUCUUCGCGAUAAAGAGCCCAUGAUUCUGAACAUUUGGGACUUUGCUGGUCAAGAGCUGUACCUCGCUUCGCAUCAGUUCUUCCUCGGCGAACGUACCGUCUACUUGGCCCUGUUUGACGUUCGCGAAACCAUUUCGCGCAAUUCGCGCCUGGCGUUCUGGCUACGCAGCUUGCUUGCUCGAGUUCCGAACGUCGAUGUCAUUCUUGUCGGCACCCACAUUGACGGCGAAUCAUACACGCCGCAGCGACAACAAGAGCAGCAAGAGAAUCUAGAAGAACUGCUGCACGUUUUCAAGAAAACGCACACCUCUUUCAACAUUCUCUCGACUGUUUACCUCAACGCGAGCACAGCCGCAAGCGCCUCGACCAUGCCGGAGCUCAAAGCGGCAGUGCUCCAGGCAGGUCGAAAGAUGCCAUUUUACAAUUUGGAGAUCGACGGCCGCUACCCGCAGUUCCGUGAUCUGCUGCGUGAUCUCGCGAAUACAAUGGAGGCCGAGAAGAAGUCGCCGCUCCUGCGAUGGAAUGAAGUUGUCAGUUCAUGCAACUUUUGCGUUAUCAAGGAUGGAUCGUUCUUCAUCGCAUGGGUCACGCCGCUGGCGCCGCCUCUGCGACCAGUCCUGUAGUGCAGACGGCCGCCGAGAAUGAUGAACUCGUCAUUAUCAAUCCACAGUGGUUUACGAAAACCGUGUUGACUGGUGUGAUCACUCAGAG